Molecule: messenger RNA, 1803 nt
Organism: Fibroporia radiculosa
Lineage: Eukaryota; Fungi; Basidiomycota; Agaricomycetes; Polyporales; Fibroporiaceae
Exons: 2
Coding region: 1-1803 (600 amino acids)
Source: RefSeq, a predicted model, not a curated record
AUGUUCAAACGUGCCAGAAAUGUCGACGACCCGUCUGCCUCAUCGACGCCUUCGCCGUACAAGCGUGUGCGGCUCUACGCGAACGUGAGCAGCCCGACACGCCCGCAGAGUUCUCCCGCCUCGUUAUUCACGCCCUACAACUCGUCGUGUGCUUAUUCUAUCCCAUCAGACUCGCCCUCCAAUCCAUUUGGCCUCAAGCGCACCCUCGCGGCGCUGACGCUUCCCCGCGAGAUCGGCUUCUCGAAACACUUGGCUCUGCGCUUCCAGCUUGUCUACGAAGAUCCCAAAGGAAAGAGGACGGUCCGUGACUCGCCAUUAGAUCUUGAUGGCGUACACAGGAUAGCGCAAGUGCCGACCAACUACACAUUCAGACACCUACACAAGCUGAUCCUCUUUCUCUUCGCGACCGACGCGCGCUGGUCGAAACCGCCAGGCUCCACGAGGCCGACUAGGCAUCGUCGCAGCGAGCGAUUAAAGGCACCCUUCGCGUCUGCUGCUGCGAAGGGCGAUGCGGAGAAUGCGCCGCUGAAUCGGCAAGCAGGGCGAGACAAAGGAAAGGGAAAACUCGGCGAGCCGUCCGUCUCCUGCCCGCGCGUCAGCGACCACAUCCCGCCUGAAUGGCCUGGUCAUUUCUUUGAGGUGCGCGAGGAUAUCUCGCUGUAUCGAGGCGGAUAUAAGCCUGGGGUAAUUAAGCCGCAUGCGGGGAAAACAUGCGUACGCCUUUCAAGCGUGCGCGAUCGUAAGCUCUUCCCCGACCUGUAUGAACAGGAACACUCGAGUCUCUACCAUGCGACCAUGCUUGGUAGUUCAAGCACAAGCAGUACCCUGGAUGUUUUAGAAACGGGUUUUGAAGACGAUGAUGACGAUGACGCAGGCUGGAGAUGGGAGGGGGAGGACGACUACACCGUGCGACAUGUUUGGCCCAAUGGUCCUGAACUGGAGAAAGGAAUUGUCUAUCGCCACCUCCCCGGCGUGUCAGUGCAUAUCACUAUUAACACUGCACGCGUCCCGCCUCGCAAGGGUAUCGGAAACCAGCCAUUCGUGUUUCGAUGGCGAGGUAGCACGCGUGGUGCGAUCCGCAUUGCGCAUCUGAUUCCUACAGACAAUCGCCAUGCGGACGCCCCGGAACCCGACGCAACCCCUGAAGAGAUAUUCGAGGACGAGAAGGACAGCGAUGUCCAACGGCUCAAACGAUGGAACGACCGCGACGCCUUCUCCCGCUUCCUCACGCUCGAAGCCGAUCGCGAACGCGCUCUCCGACGCUCCACGUCAUCCCCCUUCUCCCCUUCCACCGCCCGACCCUCCAUGAGUGCGAAUCCGUUUUACAGCUCCCCCUUCCGGCGCGCCGCCCACACCGCCUCGCUCCCCCCAUCCUCGCCUGUGUCUAGCCCCGCGACGCUCCCGCACCUAUCCUCCGCCUCGUCGCGCUCCGCGUACACCGCGUCGUCCCCGCUCUCACAGUCUUCACGACGGUCCUCGAGCGUGUCGCUCGUCGGUCUCGCGCUAUUCGAGCUGCCGCUGGAAACCCCGGCACCGGCGCAUCCCGCACUCGCGCGCCGCGUGGCGCGUGCGUCGAGGCGGCUCGAGCGGCUCACGCGCUGCGGGCUUGCAGACAUGAGCGAUGGGGAGGAGAGCGACGAGGUGCUUGGGGACGAGCUUUUUGCGGAUGAGGUGGAUGAGGGUGCGGACGAGGAGAGCGAGCGCGAGCGCGCGAGGGAAGUAUGUGAGGCCUUGAGGGGGAAGCAGUGGGUGGGGAGUGUGCCAGAGGAAGAGUGGGAUCCAUUCGGCGAGGACGAGCUGUGA